AUGUUGCAGCCGUUCAGGCAUGGAAUUGCUGGAGGUGGUUUCCGACAGAAAGCCUUGACAAAGCUAACAGCUAUGAACUUGCUGCUUGGAUAUCCUGUACUACAGAGUUUACACAUAAAAGUUGGAGACAAAGCUGAACUUAGCAAAGCUUUUACACAGAAUGAUGUUGUUACUUUUUCUGAUUUAACCGGUGACACAAAUCCUUUACAUUUGAAUGAAGAUUUUGCAAAGAAAUCUAGGUUUGGGAGAACUAUUGUACAUGGAGUUCUCAUCAAUGGACUUAUUUCUGCAGUUCUGGGUACUAAAAUGCCUGGUCAAGGUUGUAUAUUUCUUUCUCAGGAGAUCCGAUUUCCAGCUCCUUUGUAUACUGGUGAAGAAGUUGUAGCUGCAGCAGAAGUUAAACGACUGAAGGGUUCUAUUGCACACAUUUCAGUAUCAUGUAAAGCCAAAGAAAGUGGAAGAACUGUUAUGGAAGGGAUGGUGAAAGUCAUGGUGCCAGACAAUUAGAGCUGUUGAUCCUGUGCUGCUUUACUAUA
Messenger RNA from Indicator indicator, 536 nucleotides. It is a transcript of the gene HTD2, whose product is annotated as hydroxyacyl-thioester dehydratase type 2. The transcript has a single exon. The coding region runs from base 1 to 507 and encodes 168 amino acids. Lineage: Eukaryota; Metazoa; Chordata; Aves; Piciformes; Indicatoridae. The record is from RefSeq and is a predicted model, not a curated record.